This is a messenger RNA of Haliotis rufescens (red abalone), 1427 nucleotides long. RefSeq names its product L-xylulose reductase-like. Gene Ontology annotation, biological process: xylulose metabolic process; glucose metabolic process. The transcript is spliced from 7 exons. Lineage: Eukaryota; Metazoa; Mollusca; Gastropoda; Lepetellida; Haliotidae. The record is from RefSeq and is a predicted model, not a curated record. The coding region runs from base 55 to 789 and encodes 244 amino acids. Gene Ontology annotation, molecular function: L-xylulose reductase (NADPH) activity; carbonyl reductase (NADPH) activity.
CUUUUCUUCCUCAAAUCAUACAAGAGUUAAGAUAAAAAAUAUCUGAAAUCAGCUAUGGAGAUAAUUUUUAACGGUAAACGAGCUCUUGUAACAGGGGCUGGCAAAGGAAUUGGACGGGAUAUUGCCAAAGCCCUGGUGAGAUGCGGAGCUGAUACUGUGGCUGUUUCCCGUACUCAAGAGGAUCUAGACAGUCUAAAGAAGGAGAUUCCAAGUAUACAAACAGUCCAGGCUGACCUGAGCGACUGGGAUGGGUCGAGGAAGAUCUUGGAGACUGUUGGGCAUGUGGAUCUCCUUGUCAACAAUGCAGGUGUUUCUAGAACUGGGCCCUUCUUUGAGGUCACCAAGGAUGAUUGUGACUUUGUGUAUGAUGUCAACAUCAAGUCAGUCAUCAAUGUAUCCCAGGUGUUUGCUAAAGGAAUGGUAGACAGUGGCAAGGGAGGUGCAAUUGUCAAUGUGUCGAGCGUGGCAUCCCAGGUGGCUCUGCAGAACCAUACUGUGUACUGCUCGUCUAAAGGUGCUGUCGACAUGCUCACCAAGGUGAUGGCCCUGGAGCUGGGACCAAAGAAGGUCCGUGUGAAUGCAGUGAACCCAACUGUCGUCAUGACAGACAUGGGCAAGUACGCCUGGAGUGACCCCCAAAAGUCCGGGCCCAUGUUGGCAAGGAUACCACUUGGCAAAUUUGUAGAAAUUGAGGAUGUCGUCAAUGCCGUGCUGUUCCUGCUCAGUGACAAGGCUGCCAUGAUAAACGGGAGUCUGCUUCCUAUCGAUGGCGGCAUCCUGGCCAACUGACAGUGACCAGUGAGACAAACCAAUGACUGUGAGAUGUACAGUCAUUGGUUGAAGAAUCGGGCGGUGAAGGACAACCAAGAAUAUGUUAUCCAGAAUUUAAUGAAUAAUGGUUUGGGUUUCAGAACAAAACUAGGUUCUGAGGUGGCAGCAUUAAUACAUUGUAUACUCAGGCUCAUUAUUGAUGGGGCACAUAAAUAAUGAGCGAUAAAUGUUUAAAAAAAUAUAUUACAUUUUCAACUUCCAAGAGAGCAGUUCAGUUCUGGAAUGAACCAUUUUAUACCCACAUUGACUGUUACUUGUCAUGCAUUGCACUGCAUGGGCUAAAUCACUGGUUGUGUUCUGGCCUGUGUUUUGGGUAGCUUUUUCCAUCACCUUCAAUCUUGUACUUUUCAUUGUUUUUAAAGGUCAUUGUCCAUUUUUCCAGUUUCAUGAAAGCAUCCAGUCAGUGUGGCGUAUGCAUGAACAACAUGGUAAUCACAUUGUCAACAUACUCAGAUGUAUUGAGGCUUGUUGGUAUAUGUUCAUGUUUGACUGGCCCAGUCGUCUAAGGCCAUUUGUGCAGAGUCUAUUCACUGUGCAGAGAUGUAUCCCUUGGGCAUGCCAGAAAUCUAUGAUUUGUGUAUUUAAAUCCUGGUUUG